ACAGGGCCAAGAGAGGCACUCGUUACAUGGGACCUCCCAGAUAAGGACCAAAAGUGGAACUAUGGAGUGGAUAUCUCGUAUCGUCUGAAGCAACUGGGUGGAUGUAACGAAGCUGCCACAGGAUCUCAGGAGCCCAUCACCAAGUUGAACAUCCAGGAGAAGCAAGUGCCACUGGAGGAACUUGCUCCAGGAAGUGUCUACGAGGUGACGGUGACCCCACGUCGUCCUCCAUCACUUCAUUCGUCGAUAGUCGCACCGAAGACUGUACGAACCUUCAAGACCAAGAAUGACGUGCCCACAGGACCACCAAUGAACUUGCAAUCCACCGUUCGAAAAGACACUGAACUCGGAUUCAAAUGGGAUGCUCCUGAAUGUGUGCAUCAGAACGGUAAUGUUACCCAGUACGAGUUUGAGUUGGUUGGAAUGGACGAGUGGAACGAGGGUACUCGUGAGGGUGUCACUCCUCGUACCAAUGCCGUCAUUGAUCAGCUUCAACCCGGAUCACUCUAUCGAAUGAAGGUUCGAGCCUACACGGCCGAAGGACCAGGACCCUGGUCUGAUCCACUGGAAAUCCGAACCACUGGUUCUGAACUGGGUGCACCGCGAGAACUCACGGCUGUCCAGACAAAGAGUACAGCUAUUCAACUCACAUGGCUGCCACCCUAUCCCGAAAAAGCUGUUGUAACUGCUUACAGGAUAAGAUAUAGCCCUAGAGCUGAUGAUUCCAAUCCAACGGAGGUCGAGCUCUCUGGAGAUGAACUCUCGUGUACGGGAUACAAAAGCCCAAUCAUCACCGGCGCCAAUCUGUGCACUACUGUGAAGAACCUGCAACCUGCCACCACUUACCGAUUUGCUGUGCAGGGUCAAUCAGCGUCUGGAACGUGGGGUGAAUGGUCAAGCGACUACUUUUCCACCACUAGAAAAGACGACCAGGAGCUCCUUGGCGGCAGCUUAAAGCUGCUUUCUGCCGGUCAUGACAAUCUCAAAGUGAAAUGGACUCCACCAGCAGUCAUUGGCGAGAAAAUCGAUACUUAUCAGUUGUUCAUUUCGGUCGCUAGUGAGCUGGACCAGAAUCCCAGAGAAUACACUACGCCCGGAUCACAAACCGAUUACCACUUCAGACAGCUCAACCCUGUUACUCAGUACAACGUAACUGUACAAGGCCUUUCCGGCAGUAAUAAACUCUGGUUUAUUUCGUCCGUAUUUGCAACCACCGACUUUGCCGAGGGUCUGCUGAGCUGGCUGCCAGCGCCCACAGAUUUGCACCUAAUCGAGAAGUCCGACACCAUGCUGCACGUAGACUGGGUUCCUCCCGAAAUUUUUGACGCUGAACAACGAGAGAUGCUCACCCACUACAGGGUUACCAUUGCACCGUUCGAUCCUCGCAGUGGAGUGACUGGCCCGAAAAAGAACUACACGGUUCCUGUACCGGGAAAUUCAAUCAAAUUCGAGGGCUUGAAUCCGGAAACCAUCUACAAUAUCACCGUGCAAGCGGGCACAAGCUCCGGCUACGGCCAUAUUCUAUGGGGAACUUACAGUACUCUGGCCCCUGGACAGCGGCACAUAAUUCGGCUUGUGAAUAGGUCUCCGACAACGCUGCACGUGGAAUGGGAGCCUGUUUGGGGACGCAGCCACAGCGGUUAUACUGUGAGUAUGCUUCAUUGA
Cooperia oncophora is the source of this 1665-nucleotide messenger RNA. Lineage: Eukaryota; Metazoa; Nematoda; Chromadorea; Rhabditida; Trichostrongylidae. The record is from the annotation of a GenBank genome assembly.